AUGUACUUGCGCCGUUUUCUCUUGGUUUCAAGUUCUCAUCUUUCGCAUCGGGUCUGUUCAAGGGUCGCUGGUCCGGCUAGGAAGAGGACUUGUACAACCAUCUCUGGUCCGGCGCUGGCUAGCGUCGAGGCCUCUGUUGCUGCUCCAUCCUCAGCGGCUGGCUUCAAGGCUGUGUCACUAUUAUCGACAAGCGAUGGAUCCUCAGAUUCUGCUAAGAAGGAGAAGGCCAAGGAGGCAGCCAAAACGCAGAGGAAGAAGAGGAAUAUGUUCGAGGAACAACUUGAGAAUCGUCGAGUGACGAGAGUAAAACAAACGUUAAAUGCUUUGAGGAGGAGGGAGAAGGAAUACGGAGUUUCCAUCACUCAAGCAGAUCUCGUUCGUUGGGCUAGGCGUCUCGACAAGGACGGAAAACAUCAUCACGCUUACGAGAUGUUUGAGUGGAUGGAGGAAAAGAAAAUGACAUUUUCUCCCUCUGAGCUUGCAACCUUUGUGGGUCUUAUUGAAAAGACUAAAGACUUGGGUGAGGCUUUUGCCUACUUUAAGAAAGCAGACCCAGACUUUGACAACAUGGACGUGAAGUCCAAGAAUUGGCCUGCUUACAAGGUGCUCAUGAAAUGCUACUGUGACAGUGGUGUUCAUGCCCGUUUUGUUUGA
Molecule: messenger RNA, 654 nt
Organism: Microthlaspi erraticum
Lineage: Eukaryota; Viridiplantae; Streptophyta; Magnoliopsida; Brassicales; Brassicaceae
Source: the annotation of a GenBank genome assembly